Messenger RNA from Limulus polyphemus (Atlantic horseshoe crab), 7093 nucleotides. Its product is annotated as mucin-3A-like. The transcript is spliced from 13 exons. The coding region runs from base 1 to 5799 and encodes 1932 amino acids. The record is from RefSeq and is a predicted model, not a curated record. Lineage: Eukaryota; Metazoa; Arthropoda; Merostomata; Xiphosura; Limulidae.
AUGUCAGUUGAAGGCCCUCCUGAUAAUGUUUGUCAAGUAGCACCAUCAGAUGGCUCAGUUAUAAAACAGGAAGAUAGUCAGGUGUAUUUCAGUACUCUACAGCCAUCUAGUGUGGACCAAGGAAAGCAGGAAAGUGUUCCAGAUCAAGACACUAUUCAGACCCAGACGGGGGAUACUCCAUGUGAUCCUACUAGGGGAAUUGAAAGCCUUUCCAGCAAUGUGGACCCUGCCAUUGAACAAGUUGACAUUUUGUCUGAUGCUAAACAUCCUUCAAAAAAGAAAUCUGGUAAACGCAGAAAAACUCAAGACAGAGGUCCAAGACUUACUGUAUUAAGUGUUGAGUGUAGUGUUGUUGAAUGUCUUUUGGAAUCUGUAAAAAAAACAGUGACAUUCAAAUUUGACAUUGGAGAUGUUGUUCCUGAAGAAAUAUCUAACAACUUAGAUGUUCAAUCUGUGUCAAGAUUUAAAGUCAGCCCUGUUGAAGAAUCCUGUCCCUUACUUGGUUCUGCUGGCAUUCCUUUAGCAGUUGGUGGUCAAGAAGUUCAGGGAGAUUAUCCAACAAAUCAAAUGAACCAGACAGGAAAAAUGGCAGAUGUUGGUGACUACCAGCUGGGACCUGAUACAAAAUCUUUACAAUUCCAACACACUCUUUCUGAAAGUACAAGAUCCAAUGAAGACAGUACCUUGGGGGCAAGCUCUUCAGCUUAUGGUGGAGUAGGAACAAGUAGCUUGGUAGGGCAGGCAGAUCAUAGCACAAUUAGCAGCAGCAGUGCUAUCACUCACCAAUCACAGAACCUGCCUCAUGUGCCAGAUUUGAGUAGUCUGCAGCAGAAACUGGCCGAGUUAACUUCUGCAGCUUAUAGUAGUUCUGGAAUACCUAGUGUCUCUGAUACCAUCCUACCAUCAACAGUGAUUAAUGAUAUAGAUGGGCAGACUGUCUUACCUCAACAUCAGCAACAAGGAGGACCUAAGACAGCACCUGUCACAUGUAUUGAAUGCACCCAAAUUGCUUCUGAAGGAUUAUUCAGAAAAGAUUCAGCUGGCUCUCCAUGUCACAUCCAGAAACCACUAAUUACCAAUGGUAUGCCAAGGGAAGAAAAUGUGUUGUGCACUUCAGAAGCAUUGAAACAGUCUGGGGUACCAAUAUCUGAACUAGUAGAUUUUGAAGAAUGCAGCUCUACAGAAGUACAACAGACUAUACAGCUUAGUGAGGUUCAGACUCCUGCUUGUGAAAGUUUUAUGACUAAUGGUCAAAUUGUCCCUUAUUCUGCUGCCAGUUGGCUUCCACAACCAACAGUUAUUCCUCACUCUGUUGUUCCCAUCAGCCAGAUUCCACAAACAUCAGUUGUCCCUCACACCACUGUUACUAGUGCUCAAUUUCCACAUCUGCAACCAACACUUGUCUCUCAAUCUGCUGACAGCACCUGCCAACUUUCCCAAUCAGCAGUUGUCCCCCAAUCUGUUGAUGGCACCCGUCAACUUUCCCAACCAGCAGUUGUCCCCCAAUCUGUUGAUGGCACCAGCCAACUUUCCAAACCAGCAGUCGUCCCCCAGCCUGUUGACGGCACCAGCCAACUUUCCAAACCAGCAGUCGUCCCCCAGCCUGUUGACGGCACCAGCCAACUUUCCCAACCAACAGCUGUCCCCCAGCCUGUUGACGGCACCAGCCAACUUUCCCAACCAACAGCUGUCCCCCAACCUGUUGACAGCACCCACCGGUUUUCGCAACCAACAGCUGUCCCCCAACCUGUUGACAGCACCCGCCGGUUUUCGCAACCAACAGUUAUUCCCCAAUCUGCUGACAGCACACGUAGACUUUCACAACCAGCAGUUAUCCCCCAAUCUGCUCUCAUCAAUCAGAAUCUCCAAUUGCUAACUAUGUCUUACCCGAAUGUUUCUGCCAGUCAAGUUACACAGUCUGUAAUUGUCCCUCAUUCUACUACUACAAAUCAACUACCACAACUCAAUUUUAAUAAACAAGCUGCUCUUACCACAAGCUAUGUUAAUAAUCAUAUAACUCAACCUUUAGUUGCUCUUCAAUCUGUUACCAAUCACUGUAAAAGUAAUCUAGUUGUACCCACAGCUGUUACUACAGUUGAUAAUUUCCAAAGUCAGCAGGUAAAACCACCAGUUGUUUCUCAACCUAUAUCAUCGAACAAUCAACAUGGAAGCUAUCUGAGACAACCAACAGUUUUACAGGCUACUUCUACUAGUGGACCUGGAAGUCGGCCAUCUCAGCUACAAGCUGUUACUCAACCUGGUACUUUCUCAGUUGAAUCUCUAGAACAGCUUGCGGAACAAGUUUCUGCUAAACUAUCAACUAUUACUCAGACAAAAGUAGUUCCUGAGUAUACUAGUGUCACAAGUAAAGUGACACACCAAGAGUCUCUAACUUUAUCAACUGUAGAUCCUUGUCACUUUACAGAUAAACAAAUGACUUUUCAUAAGUCUGAUAUUAAAAUUAAUCAAAUAGAUUAUUCAGCUACUCAAGCAUCUGAUCACUUGUCUUUGACCUCUGGUAACUUAACACAGUCAGCUGUUACAUCAGUUAAACCUACUAAACAUCAACAAAUAACUUUACCCAGUUUACUACCUACUUCCUCAAGCAUUUCACAGAUUACUAAACCUAAUAAAGUACCUGUAGCAGAAUCUUUUUGUGUUGGUCAGGCAAUCCACAACUGUUUUGUCUCGGGUGUUGUAACUCUUACUCAAUCAGUUGGAGUUCCAGUGAUGGCACCUUCUUUCUCAACUGUGUACCAAACAGCUCCUGAUUCACAUGAUUAUAUAUCUAGUUCAGAUUCUCUGCUAGAAAUUGAAAAAUCGGGACACUCCACAAUUGAGAAAAGUGCUGUUUCACACAUAGCAGUAUGUAAAGAGAAAAUGCAAUCCUUAAUUUCUCAUCAAUCUGUGUCAUCUGUAGACUCCACAUGUGCAACUACAAUAUUGUCACAGGCUCCUUCGUAUACUGUUGAAACAGCGAGUGCAUUAUCAGUAGGGACAGUAUCUGUCAGUUCUAAACUUCCAUUAAUGUCUUCCAAUGCAGAUAUUUCAAUGUCUCGUAAACAAAGUGUUGCAACAAACUUGGAGGACCUUAAGCUGGAGUUACAGAAACUGCACAGUGUAACCAAUGCUUCUGCUGGUUUAACAGCGAAUAUUGAACAAGGUUUACAAGCUAUUUUUGCACAGACUGUUCCAGCACAAACCAUUACCACUCCAGCUCAUCCUCAGCCCCAGGUGUUACCUGGACCCCAGCAGACUUCUAUUCCUGUUACAUUAAUAUCCCAAUCGCAGCCUCGCCUUCCUUUAUCUGCCUUUCAUGGUCAUCACUUUACACCAAUCCAAUCCCAAGUUCAAUCUCCUACUGAAAUUGUUUCUUCAGCUGGUACCGGUGUGUCUCAUGUUGGUGAAAUUCCACAUCGGCAUUUCUUUUCUCAACCUGCUACUCCCUUUGUAAGCAGUGUAGCAUUACCAUCUGUGCAACUUAGUGCACUUUCUACAACUGCCUCAAGUACUCGUACUGUUUCUAGCCAGAUCCCGUUACAUUCUGUUUGUUCAAAUGUGCUAAAAACAGAUUCUGUAUCCAUAUUGCUUCCAAAAUCAGAGCCACUAGUGACAAAUAUAAUUCCUGAACAGUCUAGAAUUUCUACUACCACUACUCUGUAUCCUAAUGUUUCCACUGCUACAGAAUCUAGAAAUACAGAUGUUGGUGUUUUGGCUUUUUCUGGCUCAUCAUCUGUGUCUAAUACCAAUGAAUUUUCAUCGCUAGUGCAACUUACCAGCCUGCCUUUGAAUCUUUUACCAGAGAAUUCAGUUUCACAACAAACUGAUGGUCAACAACUCAUAAAGACAACAAAACAGCAGACCACCCAACUUUCACGAUUCCUGGUGACUCCAGUGAUAGAAAAUCUUCCUGAUAAAGCUGGUAGUGUUUGUGAUGAUAACCAGUUUUCUACAAUAGAAAUGAAAACAUUUUCAAAUGGUGAAGAAUUGACAAUUAAUACUACAGAGAGAAGUAAAAUACAAGUCCUGGAGUCUAAACUCCAAGGUGAUAGCUGUACUAUCAGUGUCUCUGAACCAGUAACUCAUUAUGGUCGUUUCAAAGUAAAGCCAGUAGCGUGUGAUGAAUACUUGUCUCUUCCUUCCAAUAUAUCAACUCAGAGUAUUGAUGAGAGACCCAUUGUUGAAGGGAUAAGUUUUAAACCCCUGUCAGUAGGAGUACCCAUUCAAGAUGGAAGUAGCCAGACUAGUUCAGAGGACCUCGAGAGCAGAGGAUAUGAAAACCUUCCAGAAACAAAAUUCCCUUCAAUUCGGGCUCAUUCCCCAGUCAUACAUCGUUCCCAGAGUGACCCAGCACAUUCCAGAGAUUUUCCCCAUCUUGCAGUUCCCUCUAAUUUAACAGAAAGAGUUUUAGAAAAUUUAAAUUUGAAACAAGUUGUUGUUUUAGAAGGUUCUUCAGAAACUUUGUCAGCCAUUCCUUAUAGAUCUAUUACAUCAAGUACUGAACAGUUAGCUUGUGACUCUCCUGGUUCUGAUAACAGUACUGCACGCCCCCUAGGUGGCUAUGCCACCUUUCCUUCUACUGAACUAGUAUACAACUUGAAACACUGUCCCACUGGAGAUAAUGUUCCUAGAACUUUAGAAAUGGCUCUUGCCAAGAUAAUGGGAAUUACCAGGAGUGAUCAUCCACAACUUUAUAACUUGCCUUCUAACCUACAGAGUGAAGGUCAUGAACCUUCACUGUUUCAAAGAAAAAAUGAAAUCUCUACUCGGCUAAUGUCUUACCCUUUCACUCAUGAGGACCACCUUUUUCAAAAUGAGUUGGUACCAAUCACUCCAGUUUCAUUAAUCUUAAGAGAUGCUCAAACCCAAACUGAAAAGGUCUCUUGUAGAAAUAUUGGUAUAAAUGCUUCACAAAGGCAAAGAGUCUUAGAAUCUACUAACUUGUAUAGAACUAAAACUGAAACAUCCUUAAAUUAUCUGGAAUAUAGUAGAGUCCCAAAUGUUACAAUUUUAGAGCCUGUAAGUUCUUUUCACACCUCUUCUUAUAGCCUUGAUAAAAAAUUAGAACACAAACUUUUGUCAGAUUUAUCCAAGUCAUCAAGAAACCACAUGUCAUCUCAAGUUUGCAAAACAAACUUGAACCUUGGAUGCUGUAUGCCAUUUGGACAGAUUUUGGAUACAUUGGAUGAUGAUGAAAAGCAGGAUUCUGAUUUUGAAGAUGAUGAACUGAGUGGUGAAUAUUUGAAGAUUUUGAAAAGACAAAAAAGAGAAAGAGAAGAGUUGAAGCAACGACAUCAACUUGAGUUAGCUGCUUUUAAACGUCAUAAAAGCAGUGUUCCAAAUACAGAUGGUUUCCGACAUAAUGAGUGUGCUACACCAACAUCUUGCUUGGAUUCAAACCAGCAGAAUGGUGUAGAUUAUGCUGGUAGAUCAAUCCCUGAAGGUGGUCAAGUAAAACCACACUUUUACAACACCCAUAGAUUUUCACCAAAGCCCAAAGAGCUUUCUUUGAGUUCAUCAUCAGGAUCCUUCCAUUCUGCUGGAAGCUCACCAGUAGAACCAUACCAACCACAUUUCCAGAUUUCCAACAGUAAAAGUGCUCCAGUACCAAUAAUGAACACUAAGAGAAACUUUAGUUUGUUCGGUUCUGGCAGUGCACCCUCCUGCUUUAGACACUGUUUGCAAAAAAAUCCAUCCUUAGAAUUCUUGCAGUAUUCCCAUCUUGUGAAUCAACCAGAAGAAAACCUAAGUUAUUCAUCAUCCAAUACCUCAUCUGGAAACUUAGAAAGUCUUUCUUGAAAUCCUUAAUGUGCUCAGAUUAUUAGCUUAUAUUCUAGUUGCAGUAGCAUAGAACCAAAGAUGACCUAGAAUCAGAUGAAGUAGGAAAUGGGAAGUAGUGGAAACACACCUCAUCAUCUAGUAAAGCACAUCUACACCAGUACAGAAUAUUACUUCCUCCUUCCUAGGUGACUAUCAUGAAUUCUAACCAAUAUUUGGAAUUGCUACUACCAAACAUUCUUUGCCUUUAGCUUCAUCACAUGCUUCAUUCAUCUCGUGUAGUAAGGUUGUCAGUACUCCUCGUUAUUAAAAGCAUGACAAGACUGGUGAUAUACGAGAUAUGAAAAAUCUGUGCCUUUUGUUACAUUGAAAUUAAUUUUGAGGGUCACUUUAAAUAUGACAAUAGCUUGUAAUUGCUGUGGUACUGUUUGUUGCUUGGCUUUUCUAAUAAUAGGUUUAAAGCUUAGUGUUUGCUUUGAUAUGGUUGUAGCUUUUGCAGUGUUUUGAAAGUUACAAGAUGAUAGAGAAAAGUGCUGUUAGUCUGGAAUUAUUACAACAAUUUUGGCCAGAUGAGAAGCUAGUUGAAGAGUGAAUAAAAAUAACUUUUAUUGACGUAGGACUACUUACUUACUAUAUAUUUCUAAUAAAACUGACAUAAGCUCUGGGUCUUUGUAAUCUAUUUUAUAUUACUUUUUUUAAAGGGCAACUUGCUUGUUUUUAAAUGAAAGAACUGUGAACACUGAGAAACUAAGCACAAAGUUACAUGAUUGCUAGCAUAUAAUUUAAGAUUUGUGAAAUUUAAAAUAGUGUUACUGAAAAGAUGAAAGCUAUUUUUCAAAUGUUCAUUCUGUAAACUUGUAAUCAAAAUUACACCAGUAUUAAAGUAGAAGUUCCAAUAUUUUCAUUUUUUGCAAUAAUUACUAAUGUCUUGUGUAUGAAUUUGUUCUUAUGAACUAUUACUAAAAUGGUUAUUUUAUCAAAUGUAAUUUGUUCUUAUAUUUAAUGAACCUUAUUUACUUUUUUUUUUUUAUAAGUUGGAUGACAUUUGGCUAAAAAAGGUAGGUGUUAUAGUACUGAAGGUUACAUGCAUUUAGGAACUUAAAUAUCUAUGUGGAGGUUGCUUCUACAGGGUUUGAAGCUUUUUAGGUUUAUAUUGUAAUACUUGAUAGCUGGAAAACUAACGCUUUUUGGAAUUUGAAGGUCAUCUUGCACCAAACGUCAUAUGGAGGUGAUGGUUCUUACAAGAUAAAACCUUGUUAGUGCACUAGAGGAAGAGUAUAGCAAACCUAUACAUAUAUAUAUAUAUAUAUAUAUA